UCAUUCUCAUUGAAUUGUCAAAUUACAAGAGACCGCACGUGUUUAAGUGCAACGCAUAGUAAAUAAUAUCUGUUUUGUUUUUUGAGAAGUGGUGGAAUAAUUUCAGCAAAAUGUCUGACAAAUAUGCGGUACCUAAUAAAUUACCUGGUAAAACAGUUUCGGUGUUGGCGCACCGUAAACGCCGUAUAUUGCAGGACAAGGCUACAAUUGAGCAGAAGAAAAAUGAGAAAACUAAACGCAUUGCAAAACAGCGUUCACAUCAUAAAUUUCGCCGUGCUGAAUCAUUUGUUAUGGCUCACAUCAAAGCGGAGCGAACUGGCCGACGUAUAAAACAAAUGAUGCUACGUAAGAACAUACUGGAGCUUAACCCUGAAGAAAAGGGCACAGAAAAAUUGUUGUUAGUUAUGCGACAUGCUGGUAAGAAAAUUUUUGAUGAAACUACAAACAAAAUCUUUAAGACUUUAAAUAUGCCAAAACGACACAAUGCAAUUUUUUUAAAAAAUAAUGCUGAAAGUCGUGUUUUGUUAAAAGUAAUUGAACCUUUUGUUGUAUAUGGUUAUCCUACACUUACCAUCAUACGAGAGUUACUAUUCAAAAAAGGAUUUGCCCGCGUUAAUGGCAAAAAAACAGCAAUACAAUCUAACACAAUGAUCGAAGAGCAAUUGGGAGAAAAGGGAAUCGUGUGUUUGGAGGAUAUUAUACAUGAAAUAUAUACAGUUGGUCCAAACUUUGAAGCGAUAAAGCAUUUCUUGUGCUCUUUUCUACUAUCUAAUCCUCGAGAUGGUUGGCAAAAGAAAGUAUCAGUGUCUUUUAAACGUGGUGGAGAAUAUGGAUGUCGUGAUCAUAAUAUUAAUGAACUUAUAGCUCGUUGCUUGUAAAUGUAUUUUUAAAUACAGAAUAAAAAUUAAGUUAAAAUGAAACUUGUUAUAGUUAAGAAAUUUAUAUAUAAGUUUAAAGAAGAAUGUAAUUAUGAAACGAUAUAUAGUAACGUUUCACAGACGUUAAAGCUAUAUAAGUAAAAUAUAAAAUAUAAGUA
Messenger RNA from Teleopsis dalmanni, 1036 nucleotides. It is a transcript of the gene RpL7-like, whose product is annotated as 60S ribosomal protein L7. The transcript is spliced from 4 exons. Gene Ontology annotation, cellular component: cytosolic large ribosomal subunit. Gene Ontology annotation, biological process: maturation of LSU-rRNA from tricistronic rRNA transcript (SSU-rRNA, 5.8S rRNA, LSU-rRNA). The record is from RefSeq and is a predicted model, not a curated record. NCBI's taxonomy places the organism in Eukaryota, Metazoa, Arthropoda, Insecta, Diptera, Diopsidae. Gene Ontology annotation, molecular function: structural constituent of ribosome; RNA binding. Bases 111 to 878 code for a protein of 255 amino acids.